UGUUUAGUAUCGACGUUGUUGCUAGUGUGUCGUUGCUCGCUCUCUCGCUCCUCCAAAUUGCAGAUUCCAAAUUUAUAAUUGUGUUUACGAGUGCGACGAAAGUAUUGGUGCCGUUUCGAUCGAGAGAUAAUGAUCGAAAUCGCGAAACAGAUACCGGAGUACAUUGCGGAUACGCGAUUAUGUGUCCGUAUCGUUACCACGCUACAUUAGCAACCCUCGAUAUCAUUAAUCAUGGUCCUGCGUGAUCGCGAUCUACCAGGACACGAGCAACAUGCCGAGCGACAACUAUUUGGGAAAGACGCACACACAUGUCGCAGUGAUAGCGAUUAUGACGUUGCUUCUGCUCACGCUAAAUAUCAAGUGCAUAGUUGCAGAUACCGCCGAGAGCUUGCAACGAGGAUGCAAAUUAGAAGGCCUUCACCCUCUCCUUAUUGUUACCUAUAAAGAGAUCACUAUAUCUGUAGACAAGAUCACGGUACCUCACAAUGAACGAAUCACAGUGAGGUGUCGAGAACUAGGUAAAUACAAACUCAUCGGCGAGCCUUUGUUACACUGCCGUAAUAGUACGUGGAACGGAAAGACACCUUAUUGCGUGCCUACCACGGCCAUUUCCAACUAUACUGAUAAUGUACCGCCGACCAUUGUCUUCGGUCUACCAGCCGGUUCGGCCGCCGUAGAGCCAACUGGUGCACUCGCUGUCUUCCCAGGAAGUAUUCUGCAUCUGGAAUGCCUCUUUGCGAGAAAAUUAGGCAAUCCUGAAUGGACAUGGACCUCAACUUUCCGCCGAUAUCUGACAGGAUGGGCAAUCGCUGCACGAGAAAGAGACUACAAGUAUCGUCUCUCGAUAUACUACGCUAAACAUCAUGAUUCCGGGCUUUAUACGUGCUCCACACCCAAAGGAUUAUCCAAUUCUAUACAAGUUCGUGUUAUAGAUGUCCAGUGUUCGGUAUUGGCCGUUCCUGAACCACCGUUGAUCAGUGAUAUCGGGGGUAGUCGAAUAGGAGACAAUGCAAUUUUCGAGUGUCCAAUGGGUUAUAGAUUAGAGGGUGCUUCCGGUAUUACGUGUCAAUAUAACGGCAAAUGGUCAGCAAGUGUGCCACAUUGCGAAGAAAUCGAAUGUCCAGCAAUAGAUAUCGCAGACAACCCAUUAUUAACUUUGAUCGAGCAUAAUAAUACUUAUGGCGGAAAAGUUGUUUUCACUUGUAUGUGGGGAUAUAAGCUGUCUGGUUCGCAAAGUAUAAAAUGUGAAGGAAAUGGCAGAUGGAAUGGAACUAUACCAACUUGUCUUGAAAUUACUUGUCCAAUACCAGAGACGCCACGAAGCGGACGCAUCAUCGAGCAAACACGAUACUCUAAUAAGAAGCGAUAUCGCGCCCAAAUAUAUAAAGUUGGUGCCCUAGUGAGAUUCGCUUGUUUACCGGGUCAUCAACUGAUAGGAGAAGCAUCCAUCAUAUGUACUGAAAACGGCACCUGGUCUCACCGUCCACCCGUAUGUAAAGUAAGAUGUCCUUACCCGGGUGAUCCUCCUCAUGGUCGAAUCGCGCCUCUCAAGUUUUGGUACAAACCAGGAGACAACAUUCAAGUAACAUGUUCGCCUGGCUAUGUGACUCCUUUGGAACCAGUGAAGAAACCGUCGUGUCGAGAAAAUGGCAUUUGGAGCGCACCACCGCCUCCCUGUCGAUCUUACAAAGAGGUGUAAACGUGAAGAAAAAUCGCUGAAUCUCUUAUAAGUUUUACGGGCUAUCGGGCUCUUUUAUCUUUCAACGAGAAAACACAUCUGAUAUUCAUUACGGGUAGCAUAUAAAUAAGAGGAACGUGGAGAGACUCGCGUAAAACAUUCGUUUUGUUUCGAAUGAUAGAUAUGCUAUGUAAAGUUAAUGAUUUUAUCAGAUAAUGAAUAUAGCAAUCGUACGAAUCGACAAAUAAUCACGAAUAGAUCACUGGAAGGAAACAUCUUGCGUUAAACGUAGGCCGCAAAAUGACCAGUAUUUUAUUUAUAAUUUACUUCCAGAUAUACAACGAUUUUAAUAAAAAAUAAAUCCCUUUUUAA
Messenger RNA from Camponotus floridanus (Florida carpenter ant), 2050 nucleotides. RefSeq names its product locomotion-related protein Hikaru genki (gene hig). NCBI's taxonomy places the organism in Eukaryota, Metazoa, Arthropoda, Insecta, Hymenoptera, Formicidae. The coding region runs from base 272 to 1699 and encodes 475 amino acids. The record is from RefSeq and is a predicted model, not a curated record. The transcript has 10 exons.